CGUUGGCGUCUGGCUAGACUAUUGCUGGAACAGGCGAUCGCAAAACGCGUGCGUCCGACGCGCACGAAAUAGUUCAAAAAGUCGCUUAUAGGAAAACAGAACCAUUAUCGACUAUUGCGUGCUUGUCGAACAAACGCUGUGCUACUUAUUAUACAUUAUUUUAAUAAUUAAAUAAACAGUAAUGGCUUCAAAAUUCCAGUUUACAUAUGCGGAGGAAGAAAAUUUAGUAGACCAGGUCGGAAAAUAUCCUGUUUUGUAUGAUCGCUUUACUAGAGAUUUUAACAAUAAAAUAGUGAAAGAAGAUGUAUGGAUUGAGAUAUCGAACAGAGUGGGAAGAACACCUGCUGAUUGUAAAAGGAGAUGGAGAAAUAUUCGGGACACAUACUUGAAAUUAAAGCGGGGAAGAAAAUAUGGGACAGGAUCGUUGGCACAGCCAAGAUCGAAAUGGCCAUUAUUAAAGCAUUUGAGUUUUUUAAAUAAUGUGUGGUUCAGAAGAAGCGCCUAUAAUAAUAGGAUGCCGCUUCCUGCAGAACUGAAAGAAAUAGUUUGGCUUCCAGAAACAACCAUAAGUACAUCGUCCACAGAGACAUCUGCGGAUACAUUAACAGAGAUGGCCAUGGACACAUCAGUUAAUCAAACACCACCUAUUCAUAUGGGGUACCUUCAUUCGUCGUCUGAUCAUAAAGGAAACUUGGACGUCGGAAAUAAUCCAGGAACAGAACAUACACAGGAUCAUGACAAAAUGUUGGAAAUAUUUCGAGGGAGGUCUGUCGAUGGAGAGAAAAGUAUUGAAGCCCUAAAGAAGUCACACGAAGACAAUGAUCCGACUUUAACAUUUUUCAAAAGUAUGGCCAUGGUGGUGAGAACAUUUUCUCCCAACUUAAUUGUAGAAGCUAAACGUGAGGUUUUUAACAUCAUUCACGAAUUAGAAUUAAGGUCUAUUAGAGAAAAUGCGAAUUACCAAUUCGAUCCUAUCAAUACGUUAACAAAGUUGUAAAUAAUUAUAAGUCUUAAGAAAUAAAAGAUAUUUUUUCAUACAUUA
Molecule: messenger RNA, 1042 nt
Organism: Megalopta genalis
Lineage: Eukaryota; Metazoa; Arthropoda; Insecta; Hymenoptera; Halictidae
Biological process (GO): regulation of transcription by RNA polymerase II
Cellular component (GO): transcription regulator complex; nucleus
Molecular function (GO): DNA binding
Source: RefSeq, a predicted model, not a curated record